AAAUUUUCAUUAACCUAUUUAUUUACUUUUCGAAUCAAGUUAAUUCUGGAUUAAGUACAAGUAGAAGCUUCUACUUCACUUUUAUAAUGGAAUGGGAAACCAUGUGUCGUGUGUUUCUUCAAGACUGUUACAAUUACAAAGGAAACAUGACAGGGAAAUAAAUACGCUGUUCAGAUCUACUAUGCUGAUCCUAUUUCCCUCGGCUUCACCGUCUUUUCUCUGAAAAUAUCUCUCUGGGUUUUGACCGGAUUUCUUCAUCCGUUGCGUGAUCUCAUGUUUGUCUCCCUGUUCUGCUUCUUACCCCUGUUUUGCGCGAAUGACUUGACCGAUUUCGUCUGCAUUGAAUCCUCAUCUUUUGAGCCUCUCUCCGUAUUUGCUUGAGUCGGUGGAGCGGUGAAGGGAGCCGACAUGUUUCGUUCCACCAGAAGGAGGAGCGAGAAGCUCAAGAUCAAAGCUGUUUUCAAACUCCACUUUCAUGCCACUCAGGUGCUGCAAUCUGGGGUAGAUGCAUUGGCAAUAUCUUUAAUUCCGGUGGACGUGGGAAAGCCAACUGCGAGAUUAGAGAACGCAACAGUUCGAGACGGAAUUUGUAGAUGGGAGACUCCGGUCUACGAAACAGUCAAAUUUAUUCAGGAGCCCAAGACUGGGAAGAUCAAUGACAAAAUUUAUCAUUUUGUAGUUUCAACGGGAUUAACAAAAACUGGUUCAAUCGGCGAAGUUUCUAUUAAUUUCGCUGAUUUUGCUAAAGCCAUGACCCCCUCCUCUGUAUCUCUUCCUCUCAAGAAUUCUCGUUGUGGUACCGUUUUGCAUGUGUCAAUUCAGAGGCUACAUGAAAAUGGGGACGCAGAUCAAAGGGAGGACGAAGUAAGUGAAGAUGUCAAAAUUGAAUCCCAUGAGAGAAGCUUAAGGACCUAUCUCAACAAUGGGGAUACAAAUAAAAGCGCUGCGAUGAAUUCUGCCGAAGACGUAUCUGCCGAAGCAAUGAUCCACAGAGCUGAAUUGAGUGCUGAUUGCAGGACAUCCAGCGAAUCCGACCUUACAUUGUCCAGUUCUGAUGGCAGCUCUGGACUCGAUACUCCCCGACAACUUGGACUGAGAAAUACUAACAAUAUCCACCACAACCCCAAUGCAUCGCCAUUAACAGCAUCAAUGUAUGAGAGAUCACAUUGGGACUGGUCAGCUAGUUGGGACCAUGGUUUGAGCACAGAUGGUUCGCCAAAUGGUUCUCACGAUGCCCUUCAUAAGGAAAGAUCCCAACACGCGUCGGAUUUGGAGAUUGAAAGACUCAAGUCUGAACUUGCCUCUUCGGCUAGGCAGCUCGAUAUGUCUGACUUGGAACUACAGACUCUUCGGAAGCAAAUUGUAAAAGAAAGCAAAAGAGGGCAAGACCUCUCUAAGGAAAUUAUUAGCUUAAAAGAGGAAAGAGAUGCUCUCAAGGCAGAGUGUGACAACCUCAGGUCACUUCACAAACGUAUGGAUGAGGCUAAAUUGAGGAACAGAACACAAUUGGAAGGUCGUGAUCUGCGCACUCUUGUUGAAGAAAUUCGACAAGAACUGAGUUAUGAAAAGGACCUCAAUGCCAAUCUUCGAUUGCAGUUGCAGAAGACGCAGGAAUCAAAUGCUGAAUUGGUUCUUGCUGUACAAGACCUGGAUCAAAUGUUGGAGAAGAAAAAUAUGGAGAUCAACAACCUUUCCAAUAAGAUUGAGCUGAGCAGAAAUUCCCACGAGUUAAAGGGCAAACUCUCCAGACGUGUAACAGAUGACGAUGAAGGUCAGAAAGUAUUGGAGGAGAUUGUUAAAGAGCAAAGCAAUUCCAAGGAGUCACAGUUACUUGAGCAAAAAAUUUUAGAGCUGUAUGGUGAAAUAGAUAUGCAUAAGAGAGACAAAGAUGAGUUAGAGAUGCAGAUGGAGCAGCUUGCACUUGACUACGAAAUAUUGAAACAGGAAAACCAUGAGAUUGCAUGUAAGUUGGAGCAGAGUCAACUGCAAGAACAAUUGAAGCAAUACGAUAGCUCUUCUCUUCCUGAUGCUGUGAAUGACCUUGAAACACAUAUUGAGGGCCUCGAAAGUGAACUGAAGGUACAGUCUCAAGAAUUAUCAGAUUCUCUGGCAACUGUUAAGGAACUUGAAAUCCAUAUCAGAAGACUAGAGGAAGACCUAGAGAAACAAUCACGAGGAUUUGAAGCUGAUUUAGAAGCUGUGACACGUGACAAAGUUGACCAGGAGCAAAGAGCCAUCCGAGCGGAGGAAGCUUUGAGAAAGACCAGAUUGAAAAAUGCUAAUGCUGCUGUGAGGCUCCAAGAGGAAUUUAAAAGGCUCUCAAUGCAAAUGGCCUCUACAUUUGAUGCAAAUGAGAAGGCUACAAUGACAGCUUAUGCAGAGGCAAGUGAACUGCGUGCACAGAAAAACCUUUUGGAUGAAAUGCUACAUAAAGUAAAGGAAGAGCUUCAGUCAGUUAAAGGUGAUUAUGAGGUAAAACUGAAUGAUCUCUCCAAUCAAGUAGAAUCAAUGGCCACCCAGAUACACCAAAUGUUAACGGAAAUUGAGGAAAAAUCCAAGCAGCUUGAAAAACAGAAGAAUCAUGAGGAGCAAAUUUAUAGGGAUUUCUCCCAGGAGAUCCAGACCUUAAAACUUGAGAAUGAAAGGCUGAAGGGGGAGGUAAUGUACUACUCUGAGCAUGCAGAGCAGAAAGAAAGUCUUGGAACUGAGUUGGAACUUAUGAAGAAAUCAGUAGAGGAAUCUGAGACUCUGUUGAAGAGAGGAAGAGUAGAAAGAAAUGAGCUGGUGAGUACAAUUGCUUUACUGAAGAAGGAAGUGGAGAAGACAAUUGAAGAUCUAAAUAGGAUGAGACAUGUGAAGGAUGAAAAAGAGACAAUGGCUAGGACAUUACAAUCAGAGUUGGAAGCAGUUAGAGAUCAGUGCAGUGACUUGAAACAUGCUCUUCACGAGGAUGAGGCAGAAAAACAAAAACUGAGAAAGCAAAUUUUCCAGUUGAAGGGUGAACUAAAGAAGAAGGAAGAUUCAGUGACCAACAUUGAAAAGAAGUUGAAGGAUACUAAUGGACACCAGCAACUUUCGGCCACUGCAAAGAACAAAAAAUCUGCUUCAAUUCAUCAGAAUUCAAAAGAAAUUGCAGCUCUGAGGGAAAGAAUGAAAAUGCUUGAGGGCCAGAUAAAAUCGAAGGAAACGGCAUUGGAAGCCUCUACAAGUUCAUUUUUGCAGAAGGAAAAGGAACUUCAAAGCAAAAUUGAGGAGUUGGAGGGCAGAGUGGCAGAAUUCAAUCAGAGCAGUGCUUUGCAAAAGGUUGCUGAGGAUCAAAGUAUUACUCCUUCAACAGUUGGAGUAGGGGAUACAGCGGAACACCUCAAUGGUGCCACGUGUACAUCUCAAGAAAAUUGCAAUGUAAAUUUGUCAGAGAAAGAAGGAAAAGCCUCAACGGAUGAUAAAGGGGACAGUAAUGUUUCUGAAAUAUUAGCGGAACUAGCAUCACUGAAGGAAAGAAACAGAUCAAUGGAAAGUGAAUUAAAGGAGAUGCAGGAGAGAUACACAGAAAUGAGUCUGAGAUUUGCGGAAGUAGAAGGUGAAAGACAAAAACUCGUUAUGACAGUGAGGAACCUAAGGAUUGCAUAUAAGGUCAAAUAAACUAUUCCUGAUAUAUAUGUCGAAGUCUGCAGUGUAUAGUGUAUAGUUUGAGCAGGAGUGCGCGGUGCAGCUAGCAGUGGAUCACAAGUUAAUCAAUAAAUUAAUAUCUAUACUGUCUACUGGCAACGUAAAUGUAUUUUACUAUUCUUCUUCCCCCUUUUUAGCCUUGUUUUUGCUUGUAAUUGCCAAAAAAGCCCCAUUCGGUACAAUUUUACAAAUUUUUCUUGGAAAUUAGUGAUGAUUAAAUGUCACUCAGUUUCUUGUGGUGCUC
Prosopis cineraria is the source of this 3913-nucleotide messenger RNA. RefSeq lists its product as uncharacterized. The transcript has 9 exons. The record is from RefSeq and is a predicted model, not a curated record. Lineage: Eukaryota; Viridiplantae; Streptophyta; Magnoliopsida; Fabales; Fabaceae. The coding region runs from base 409 to 3642 and encodes 1077 amino acids.